GUGGUUGUUGUGUAGAGAAGUUUUCACUGUGAGUGUUUAAGUACUUUUAAUUUUAUUAGUAAUCACUCAGAGUUUAAAAUGAGUAACAAUAAUACCAACCUUGACAGGAAGUCACCAGAUACAGGUUGCAGGAAAAGAAAGAUAAAAUAUUCCUCUUCGCCUCGUAAUCAAGCAGGCAAAAGGAAGGAAGAAUAUGGAAUAAGUCAGAGUAAUAGAGAUUAUAACAGAAGCAGAAAUCAGAGAAGUAAUAGGAAUAAGAAUUUAAAUGAAGACAGAAAUGGAGAAGAAGAAAGGUUUGGGAAAAGAGAAAGCAAUAAGUUUUCAAGAAACUUAUGUGAGAAAAAUGAAAAUCAGGCUGCUUAUUUCAAAAGAAAGGACGGCAGAGAUGAGUAUGAAAAGAAUUCAUACAAUCAAAGUGAGAACGCGAGUGAGUGUGAUCGAUAUUUGAGUAGGAAUGACAGUGAAUUCCACACUCGGCAAAGUGAUGUUGUCUGUGUACAGAAGGAACCUGUUGACUUGUUGACGUCCAGGACAGGUGGUGCAUACUUGCCUCCUGCUAAGUUAAGAAUGAUGCAAGCCCAAAUUACAGAUAAAUCAAGCGCUGCUUAUCAAAGAAUAGCAUGGGAAGCACUGAGGAAAUCUAUACACGGGCACAUCAAUAAAGUGAAUAGUGGAAAUAUUGCCAUUAUUGUGCGAGAGUUGCUGAAAGAAAAUAUUGUGAGAGGACGAGGCCUACUUUGUCGUUCAACAAUCGAGGCUCAAGCAGCUUCACCAGCUUUUACCCACGUAUAUGCAGCUUUGGUAGCAGUUAUUAACUCCAAGUUUCCAAUUAUUGGAGACUUGCUGCUAAGACGACUUGUCAUUCAAUUCAGACGCGGCUUGAAGCGCGAUGAUAAGACCAUUUGCAUUUCUGCUGCAACAUUUGUUGCUCACCUUGUAAAUCAGAGAGUGGCUCAUGAAAUUGUGGCCCUGGAGAUUCUAACUCUUCUUGUAGAAAGUCCAACAGAUGAUUCUGUGGAAAUAGCCAUAGCAUUUCUAAAGGAAUGUGGCAUGAAACUAAUCGAGGUAUCAAAGAAAGGAAUGGACGCUAUGUUUGAGAUAGUUCGACAUAUUUUAAAUGAAGGACAGCUGGAUAAAAGGGUACAAUACAUGACUGAAGUGAUAUUCCAAGUGAGAAAAGAUAAAUUUCGAGGUCAUGAAGCAGUUAUGAAAGAACUGGACCUUGUUGAAGAGCAGGAUCAGUUUACUCAUCUCAUCACAUUAGAUGAUGCUAAAGAUUCAGAAGACAUCCUCAAUGUAUUCAAGUUUGAUGCAGAGUAUGAGGCCAAUGAGGAUAAGUAUAGUUCUCUCAGGAAAGAGAUUCUUGAUGAAGGUAGUAGCAAUUCAGAAAGUGGCUCAGGAUCAGAAGAAGAAAGUGAAAGUGAGGAGAGCAGGGAUGAUGCCAUUAUUGAUAAGACCGAGACCAACCUCAUGGCUCUGCGAAAAACGAUCUAUCUGAUGAUUCGUUCAAGUUUGGAUUUUGAAGUAUGUGCCCACAGGCUGAUGAGGAUGAAGUUAAAGCCUGGAGAGGAGACAAAGCUGUGUUAUAUGUUUCUAGAUUGCUGUGCACAACAAAGGACAUAUGAAAAGUUCUAUGGACUCUUGGCUCAGAGGUUCUGCCAGAUGAAUAAAAUAUUUAUCCCUCCAUUUCAACAAAUCUUCAGAGAUACGUACGACACGAUCCAUCGCUUGGACAUAAUCAAGUUACGAAAUGUGGCUAAAUUUUUUGCACAUCUCCUCUUCACUGAUGCCAUUUCAUGGGAGGUGUUGUCCUUCAUCCACCUGAAUGAGAAAGAAACUACUAGUUCCAGUCGAAUCUUCAUUAAAAUUCUAUUCCUUGAAUUAUCAGAGUGCAUGGGACUUAAUAAGCUGAAUGGAAGAAUGAAGGAUCCUGCUCCUGUUAUGGAUACAAACAACGAUGGAUUGGAAUAUACUGGCUAAAUGACAUGCUGGAUAUGUAAUAUGUGGGAAUACCAGUGUUUUUGGUGCAUCUGAGAAACAUUUGUUUGAAAGCUGCAUGAUGGAGCAAGCACGCAACUGCAUUUGUCUGUUCCUGAGUGGGUGGAUCGGCGGGAGCUGAUG
This is a messenger RNA of Zootermopsis nevadensis, 2121 nucleotides long. Its product is annotated as pre-mRNA-splicing factor CWC22 homolog. Gene Ontology annotation, cellular component: catalytic step 2 spliceosome. Gene Ontology annotation, molecular function: protein binding; RNA binding. Gene Ontology annotation, biological process: mRNA splicing, via spliceosome. NCBI's taxonomy places the organism in Eukaryota, Metazoa, Arthropoda, Insecta, Blattodea, Termopsidae. The record is from RefSeq and is a predicted model, not a curated record.